Messenger RNA from Rhizophagus irregularis DAOM 181602=DAOM 197198, 1116 nucleotides. RefSeq lists its product as uncharacterized. The record is from RefSeq and is a predicted model, not a curated record. Gene Ontology annotation, biological process: Golgi organization. Gene Ontology annotation, molecular function: protein binding. NCBI's taxonomy places the organism in Eukaryota, Fungi, Glomeromycota, Glomeromycetes, Glomerales, Glomeraceae. Gene Ontology annotation, cellular component: Golgi apparatus.
AAAAAAAUUUGAAAUGGGAGGAACUCAGAGUACAGCAGCUAAAGGAAAUGGAUAUCAUAUAUUACGAGUACAAGAGAACUCACCUGCUCAUACUGCAGGAAUAGAACCAUUCUUUGAUUAUAUUGUUGGAAUUAACGGAAUUCAAUUGAAUAUUGAUAGUCCAUUCUUUCAAGAACAAUUAUCACAAUAUAUCGGUAAAGAAGCUAUAUUAUUGAUUUAUUCUACAAAAGAACAAGAAUUUAGAGAGGUGAAAUUAAUUCCAAAUAGAGAUUGGACAAGUAAUCCUCAAGAUGGAUUAAUUGGUUGUAGUAUUCGAUAUUGUUCAUAUGAGAGUAUUAAUGAACAUGUAUGGCAUAUUUUGGAUCUUGCUCCGGAUAGUCCAGCAGAAAUGGCCGGUUUGGUUCCAUUAACAGAUUAUGUGAUCGGAACCCCACAUGCUACUUUACGUAGUGAAACAGAUUUUUAUGAUUUAAUUGAAGAAUAUUUAGGAAAAUCUCUUCGACUUUAUGUAUAUAAUGCUGAUUAUGAUGUUUGUAGAGAGGUUAUAAUCGUUCCAAAUCGUGAAUGGGGUGGUGAAGGAUCUUUAGGUUGUGGAGUUGGUUAUGGAUAUCUUCAUAGAAUACCAAAAACAAACAAAUUUAAAUCACAUGAACAAGAAUUUACAUUACCAUGGAAUACUUUAGCUCAUCAAGUACCUCCUACUAAUUCACAAUAUCAACAUUAUAAUCCUGAAAAUGAUACUAUAACACCAACAUUAUAUCAUGUUGAAAAUAUUAAUAAUGAACAAAAUGUUGAAUUUUUUACUCCUGCAAAUCUUCAGAUGAUUACAGAUCCAUCGACAUCAUCAACUAUUAAGAAUAAGAGCAGUGAAAAUGAAAAUAUAAUAACAUUAGGAAACUAUUCCGAUGAAAAUAAUAAAACAAUCCCUCAUAAUAUAAAUGAAAAGAAUAAUAAUGAUAAAGAAAUCAAUGAAAAAGAUGUUGAAGAAGAAGAAAUUAUUAAUGAAAAACAAGAAUAUUAUAAUAAUGAUAUCAUUAAUAAUGGUAAUAAUAAUAAUAUAAAACAAUAAUUUUCUUUUAACAUAUUUUUUAGUAAAUUUUUUUUUUUAAAAAAAAU